This is a messenger RNA of Mytilus trossulus (common blue mussel), 3850 nucleotides long. RefSeq lists its product as uncharacterized. The transcript is spliced from 3 exons. Gene Ontology annotation, biological process: vesicle-mediated transport. The record is from RefSeq and is a predicted model, not a curated record. NCBI's taxonomy places the organism in Eukaryota, Metazoa, Mollusca, Bivalvia, Mytilida, Mytilidae. Gene Ontology annotation, cellular component: endosome. Bases 1067 to 1822 code for a protein of 251 amino acids. Gene Ontology annotation, molecular function: GTPase activity; GTP binding.
AACAGAUUGAUUUGUUGUAUUGCCUUCACCAGAGGAAGUUUACUUUUAUCUAUUAUUCUUAUCUAUAAUUACAACUACAUGUACUAUUAUGUAGUAUAUACAUGUGAGAUAUUAAUAUAGGUGGAUUAUUUUGUAUUAUUCUGAUCUUCGUUGAAAAAAACUAAAAAAGUGUCAUAUAUAUUUUUUUCAAGUUUGGAUUUGUUCACCGGACUGAGGCAAGUCAUAUUUACUUCUUUUGCUUCGAUGAUUUCGAUUAAUUAACCCAGCAUAUGUUCAAUACAUCAAUGGAAAGCUAACUUAAAAUAGAUUUCACGAAAUAUAAAGUGCAUUCUUAAUCAAAUUGUGAAAUAAAAAAAUAAACUUUGUCAAAUAAUAGUACUGUUAUACUAGAAUGAAUUACUCAAGACAUAUUCUCACAUUUUAGUUAAACAAAUGAGCUGUUCGGAUUUGAACUGUUGGCUGCGGUUUAUUUGGUGAUGUUUAUUUAUCACCCGAACAAAUCUUUAAAUAAACAAUAGGAAACACGCAUGUUGCAUUCAGGAAUAAGCAACUUUAGGGAUACUGUAUUAAACCAAUCAACUUGCUGAUAUCCUUAGUAUGCACAAGAAGAUACUGGAUGUCCGUCUAGAUUAUCGGAGCUAAUAAAAGUUGUACAUUACGACCAACGAGUAAUCUUUUUUUGUUUUGAACGAUAUAAAAGAAUUAACCGUUACCCGUUUGAGGAAAUAUAAAAAGAAGCAUGUUUUUGAUUAAACGACAUGAAAAUUGAUGACAGCCAGUCUUACAAUAGACAGAGAUAGAUAUCGUGUGUUAAACAACAUCACGUGAAAACAACCGCAAAAUCAGAUCAAUGAAAGUGGGUCAAAAUGUUAUCAGUUACAAACAUUGAGCAUAUAAUGCAGAUAAAGCUAUAUUUUUAGCCGAUGCUCUAAAAAGCACGUGAUAGACUUCCCCGCUUCCUUAAAAUAAAUUUGUAUGGACUUUUCUAAUGCGUUCUACUUCUCUUUAAAAAUAGUAUUGUACAAUGAGGGUACUGCAACACAUAGGAAAGUCGUAACAUUACAAAAUGAAUCAAGACAUCGAUUCAAGAAACAAUUUAGCAAUUAAUGAAUCUUUAAAUAACGUUAAGACCGAGACCAAACCAUGUGACAUCAACCGUAGUGACGCGAAGACUGUUAAAGCAUCCGCAGGCAAAUCAAAGAAAAAUGCAAUGCAAAACAAUCCAAGUUACCAUGUUAAAGUAGUUAUAACUGGAGACUUAAAUGUUGGGAAAACCUCACUUAUUAAGGCUUUAGUAGGACCCGAACAUGAUUCCGUGCUAAAAGGACAGCGUACUGGUAGAGUGAAGACAGAAUUUCGGAGAACUGAUAACAAUAUAAAAAUGGAUAUAUGGGACACCGCAGGCCAGGAAAGAUACAGGUCAUUAACUGCAUCAUACUACCGUGGGGCUCAUGGCUGUCUUAUAAUGUUUGAUCUGACGAAGCACCAUACGUUUGAAAAUGUAACAUCUUGGCUGACAGAUUUGAGACAAUAUACAACGAAUCCAGAAAAAAUCUCGACAAUUCUAGUAGGAACUCGAUGUCAUGCAAAGAGACGGGAAGUUGGUAAAGAAAAGGCGGAAGCAUUUGCGGAACACGUCGGACUUCCGUAUAUCGAAGUGAGUUCCGAAGAAGACAUUAAUGUUCGAGAAGUUUUUGACUUAUUGUCGGACAAUAUAUUACAAACACUGAAACGACAUCCUUCAUUACUUAUGGUACCAACAAUGUCAACGAAAUUAUCAGACAAUGACUCUAAAAAGAAAAUGUUUUGGUGCUCUUGUUGACAAAUAAUGUAGUUAGUACUAGUAGUUGAUAAACGGAAAACCGGGUCUUUCUUAAAAAGUAUGAAUUUCAACGAUCAUAAAAACAUUUCAUUUUUGUAAAUAUGUCCAUUUAACUACACCAUUUGAAAAGUUAUAGGUAAACCAUAGUCAUUUGUAAUUAUAAGUAAUGUAUACUGUCAUUUAAUCGACAAAGGUACUUUAAUAGGUCAUGUACAUACUGAGUCGUAUAUGUAAUUUUUGUCAAUAGUCCUACACUUUUGAAUAAUCCGAAACAAAAAUUAUUGACUCUAAUCCAGUUGAUUUUUGAAGCUGAUAUUUUAACAUACAAGACAUGUAUCAUGACAACUGUCCAGACUCUUUGAUGAUGUGGUACAUGUAUCACAUCAUUUUGUGGAACUCAAAAAGCUAUUUACAAGUACAAUAAAAGGUGUGUUCAUAAAAUGUUUUAUCUAAGAGAAUUAUCCUUCUCCAUUACAGCGUCCUUCAUUUCAUUACCAUAACACCUUAAGUACCUUUUCUCCAGUCAUUUCGGUCUAUUGAUAAAAGGGGCUAAGAAUAGGUUAAAAGCUUUAUCAUAAUUAUAAUUUGUUUGGAUUACUGAUAAAUAUUUUGACAGAACAAAACUUGUCUUAAAACUCAUAUUUAUUUGUAUUGGUCACUUUAAAGACAUAUUCAAAAAAUGUAAAACAAAAGCUACUUCCUACAUCACUCAACUCUUUACCAAACAUUACAUUAACGGGUUAUGAUCCUAUGGCGUCUGCAUUUAUUAUUUUAGAUUAUUCAUGUAUGAUAAAUAAUAAUGAAAAUAUCUACGCAAUAAUUGUCAUUUUAUUGGUUCUUUUAUAUUUGAGAGUAUGCAAUAUUGCCAUUGUGUUCAUGAUUAGAAAAUAUGAGUGCUAAUAACAUUUUGAAUGUGUCCUCAUUUAAUAUGUUUAUGAUCGAAACGAUUUCACACAAACCAUAAUGUUUAUUAACAAAUGUAAAAUUUGAUUUGUAACUUAAGUAUCGUACCACCAUUUAAACGGUAUCAAUUUAUAUGGUGUUUUGUGUUAAAUGUAUGUCCUCAAAAAGUGUUUUCCUGUGAUUUUAUUAUAUUUUUGACUAUCAUUGGACGUUACCUGUAUGUUAAAAAUGGCAACAGUCAAUAGUUAUUCUGUGUCACUUGUAGCAGAAUUUGUCAUAUGAUAAGGAAAUAAGCAGUGAUUUAUCGUAAAAGAUUCUACAAAUAUUUUUUUCAAAUCCCACUUAAAAUGUAAAACUUGCAACGCAACUUUAUCCAUUGAUGAAAUAUAAGACGUUUUGUCCCUAUUACCAUUCGCAUUAUGUUAAUAUAACGCAUAUUUAUUAAUUAUUCAUUAGGCUGGAUCAAUGCAAUGGCAAUAUCAACAUACAAUUUACAUUAUGUAUUUGUUACUAUAUCUUUACAAACAUUGAGGAUAUCAAACAGAAAUAAAACGCAGUAUUGGACGUCAUUCAUACUUAUCCAUUUCAAAGGCAUAUUCAUGUCCCACAUGCAAGUUUGAUCUUCAGAGUAAUUUGGCUAUAUUUCUUGUCACUUUUGAUAAAAAAAAAUCCCAGUUCUUCAAGUGUUUGGGUGUAAGUAAUCGUAACUGAACGUACAUCUAUAUUAAUUUUGUAAAUCAAGAAAAAAAAAUUAGGACGCACGAACUUUAUAAUGGUUAAGUUCGUAACUGUUUAAUUUAUACUUAAUUUAAACAAAUGCAUACAUCGUUUGAUCUUUCAUUGAUUUUCUAUUCUGUGUUCCUCCUCCUCCUCCCCCAUGAUUUUUUCAAUGUCAUAACAUGAUGUAAAUAAUGUAUAGCUAAAGUUAUAAUACCACCAAAAUGACAAAGAUUUCGUACCACCAUUCAAACAGUAUAUUAUCAUAGUGUUUUAUUGUACUUUAAGUCCUCAAAAUAAUUAUUUCUUUUGAUUUUAUUAUAUUUUUAAAUUGUCAUUAGACAAUGCAAAUGUAAGACAUAAGUUGUGUAUAUUAGAAAAAUGAUUCAGUCAAUUUACAUGCCUUAU